Molecule: messenger RNA, 1014 nt
Organism: Gallus gallus (chicken)
Lineage: Eukaryota; Metazoa; Chordata; Aves; Galliformes; Phasianidae
Product: keratin-associated protein 9-1-like
Exons: 2
Coding region: 40-456 (138 amino acids)
Source: RefSeq, a predicted model, not a curated record
CUUCCAAUAUUUGCUCCAUGACUACCAGGCAGUGGAAGCAUGCAGAGAACCGCACUGAUUUCCAUGGGUCCGAGAAACCAUAUAAAAGUGCUCCCAACCCUGAGCUCCUCACACCACUCCUCUUGGUUUACUCUCCUCGGUGAACUCGGUUUACCUCCCACCUCCACCCCCAACAUGUCCUGCUACUACGUGUGCUGCUCCCCGAGCUACAGGACCGUGAGGACCACCCGCCGCUACUGCCGGCCCUGCUACACCUCCUGCUGCAGCCCCUGCUACACCUCCUGCUACAGGUCCUGCUGCAGCCCCCGCUACAUCUCCUGCUGCAGCCCCUGCUACACCUCCUACUGCAGCCCCUGCUACACCUCCUACUGCAGCCCCUGCAGCUACCGCAGGUGCUACACCCGCUACUACUACCCCUCAUACUGCACCUACAGCUCUGGGUGCUGCUACUGCUAAACCUGGCCUGACCCGGCUCAUCUCGGUGAUGUGAUCAGGAGUGUUGAGCCCCUCCUGCAGCAGCUGAAGGCAGCACCAACAAUGGGCAGCUUGGCUGCUUUCUAGAAUCUCUCAGCACUUCUAUAUUAUUUGCUUUCUCUCCUUCUUCCUGCGUUCCUCAGCUAUGAGCUCUCUUGAUAGUCUCCUGCAUUUAGACCCAUUUGGCAGCGGUGAGAACAACUUGCAGUUCUUUUGGAGCCUCUUCCGGUUGCCUCAGCAUUGUUAAAGAACUUCUGCAUCAGGAAAAACUAACCCAGGUCAUCUGCAUUUUCACUAAGCACUUCCAGCAAUGUGCUGCAGCACUGCGUAAUGGAGAAGCAUUCCGGCUAUGCUUCCUUUGAUCUGGAUUUACAAGUACCUUAAGAACGAGCAACACAGCUUCAACAAAAAAGAAUGUUCUGUACAGCAUAGCAUGGUGACUCAUUGACUCCAGCAUGCCAAAACUAUAAUCUUUCUGUAUCUGUGUCAACUUCUUUUCUUAUUGCAUUAAAAUUCUCUGUACGAGAAAAAAAAAUCCAA